UUUGCUGACUAUCGAAAGUUUAUGGAUCGAGGCAAUGUCAUCGACUUGGCUGUAGCCGUUGUUAUUGGUGCUGCUUUCACUGCAAUUGUCACCAGUUUGGUUGCCGAUAUCAUUACCCCAGUGUUGGCUUUAGCCUCUGGCAAAAACUUGGAGGAGAAUUUCGUCAUUCUUCGGAAAAGUGAUAAUGCCACAGCGGAAUAUGUAAGUUAUCCUACCACCAGGCAAGCCGCGAAGGAUGCAGGAAACAUUACUUGGAACUGGGGAAAUUUCCUUCAAACAGUGAUCAACUUCUUCAUUGUUUCUGCAUGCGUGUUUCUGCUUGUCAAAUUGUAUGAGGUUGCUCGUAACAAAAAGACGGAGGUUUCAGAGAAAAAGUGCGAAUAUUGUUUGAAAAGCAUUCCUUUGGAUGCUGUACGUUGUCCAAACUGUACGACCUGGCUCGAUUGGGAUGCAUGCGCCAAGGCUGCAAAUAUGGAGCGUAUAGCUGCGUCAAGCUUUUCAGGCAUGUCAAUGCCCAUGUCAAUGCCCAUACCCAUGCCCAUGCCCAUGCCCAUGCCCACACCCAUGUCUAUGCCCAUACCCAUGUCUAAUACAAAUGUGGACACACCUUUAGAUUGA
This is a messenger RNA of Lobosporangium transversale, 618 nucleotides long. RefSeq names its product large-conductance mechanosensitive channel. Gene Ontology annotation, molecular function: mechanosensitive monoatomic ion channel activity. The annotation marks the transcript as partial. NCBI's taxonomy places the organism in Eukaryota, Fungi, Mortierellomycota, Mortierellomycetes, Mortierellales, Mortierellaceae. Gene Ontology annotation, biological process: intracellular water homeostasis; monoatomic ion transmembrane transport. The record is from RefSeq and is a predicted model, not a curated record. Gene Ontology annotation, cellular component: membrane. The transcript has 5 exons.